AUGCGGUCAACGACAAGUAAUUCGAUGCUCCUUUUGAUCUUGUUUUUCUCUAUAAUCCCUGGGGCAAUAGCCGAAUCCCUCUCCAAGUCAACAGACACCACAUCAAACCCUCCAACAGCAACCCUUUCAACAAGCAACAGAAGCUCAAAGACCAUCUUUGUAGGUCGCUCUCUUCCAGAGUUCAAUCAGGAUAUCUUCCUGGGCAUCAAAUAUGCCGACGAGCCAAUCCGUUUCACACCAGCCGAGAUCAAGAGUACCUACACAUCCAAGGAUAGUGAUUCUGGUACUUAUGACCUACCCAUAGCAGGACUCGGCACUACUUCCAAGUCAGUGUACUACAAUGCAACAGAGUAUGGUAAUGACUGUCCUGCAUAUGGAUCCGACACUGUCACCCUGGUCAACAAGGGUCUGAUCACUUUGAAUGAAGACUGCUUGAACUUGAAUAUAAUCCGACCUAAUGCCGAUGAGGAUCAAGGGUUGCUUCCAGUUAUGAUCUGGAUUUUUGGUGGUGGGUGGGCACAAGGUGCUACUGCAGACCCGAGAUAUAACAUGAGCUACAUUGUGGAACAGAGCGCAUUAAACGGCAAGCCAGUCAUGGGUGUUUCUAUCAACUACCGCCUGGCAGCAUUUGGAUUCCUUGACUCCGAGGAAGUAAGGGCCGAAGGAAACACGAAUUUAGCGCUGCGCGACCAGCGUACAGCUAUGCGCUGGGUGAAGAAGAAUAUUCAUGCGUUCGGUGGUGAUCCUGGCAAAAUCACUAUCUGGGGCGAGUCAGCUGGUGCAUAUAGUGUCGGAGCCCAUCUGGUGACCAACAAUGGCGAUAAUGAGGGUCUUUUUAGAGCUGCAAUCAUGGAUUCUGGAAACGCUGUCGGCCCACCAUACAAUGGAACUGAAUGGCAUCAGCCAAUGUACAACCGAAUCGUCGAGAGAGCUGGAUGCAUCAAUUCCACAAACACCCUACAAUGUCUCCGUGAACUGCCCUACGUAAAGUUUUAUAGCAUUGCGAACGAGGGUCUAGAAUGGUUUGCUACUGUCGAUGGCUCAUUCAUAGCGCAGUAUCCUCAGAUCAGCUACAGACAAGGAAAAUUGGCCCGGGUACCUAUCUUGAUAGGGACAAAUACCGACGAAGGCACCAGUUUCGGGACAACAGGCACAAACACCGAUGAGGACUGCAUUAAUGGAUUGACUACAUCCAAGCGCUGGGUCCUCAACCGUUCGCAAGCUACCCAGCUGCUAUCCUAUUACCCCAACAUCCCCGCCAUCGGUUGCCCCUAUGGCUGGGGUAAUAUCACCUGGCCCUCGCUGGGGCUCAUGUACAAGCGCUAUGGAUCUAUAGCCGGGGAUCUGACCAUGGUAGGACCACGGCGCAUGUUGGCACAACAUAUGGCCAAGUUGCACGACAAUGUAUAUUCAUACAGAUGGGAUGUGGCGGCGUUGAAUAGCUCGACAACGAUUGGAGUGCAACAUUUUGCAGAGAUCCCUUUCGUCUUUGCGAACCCAGUGCAGACUAUCACACCGCUCGGAGUCGACCCUGCGCGCUUGGAACUGGGACAAAUGGCGGCGCGGAUGUGGAUGUCAUUUGUGGCGGACUUGGACCCCAAUGGACACGCUGUGUCUGAUGUUGCCAAAUGGCCCAAGUAUUCGUCCCGCGCGACGAACUUUGUUUUCCGCUUACCUCGGCAUGAUAGUUAUAUCGAGACAGACACCUACCGUGCCGAUGGGAUUGAUUAUAUCAAUAGCAUCGCGCGGUGA
This is a messenger RNA of Penicillium coprophilum, 1752 nucleotides long. RefSeq names its product putative triacylglycerol lipase (LipA). Lineage: Eukaryota; Fungi; Ascomycota; Eurotiomycetes; Eurotiales; Aspergillaceae. The record is from RefSeq and is a predicted model, not a curated record. The transcript is spliced from 9 exons. The coding region runs from base 1 to 1752 and encodes 583 amino acids.